Trypanosoma cruzi is the source of this 1479-nucleotide messenger RNA. RefSeq names its product DNA recombination and repair protein RAD51, putative. The transcript has a single exon. Gene Ontology annotation, molecular function: four-way junction DNA binding; ATP binding; ATP-dependent DNA damage sensor activity. Lineage: Eukaryota; Euglenozoa; Kinetoplastea; Trypanosomatida; Trypanosomatidae. Gene Ontology annotation, biological process: DNA repair; meiotic DNA recombinase assembly; reciprocal meiotic recombination. Gene Ontology annotation, cellular component: Rad51B-Rad51C-Rad51D-XRCC2 complex; Rad51C-XRCC3 complex; replication fork. Bases 1 to 1479 code for a protein of 492 amino acids. The record is from RefSeq and is a predicted model, not a curated record.
AUGAUGUCAGUUGAGCAUUGCAGUUGUCUCAACCCUUCCCUCAAGGCGAGACUGCAGAAUGCCGGCCUGCUUUGGAUCGAUGACAUCUGCCGCCUUUUGAAGAAACACUCGGACAGGGAGGUGGAGGGUGUGACGUCCCAACAGAAGGAGGGCACCGACGCCUCCUUAUCUUCCACUGACGCUGCCUCCCGCCGUCUUCUCGAGCGGUGCCCACAGCUGACGCAGGCGGAGGCCGUGGAGGUGAUGGGAGCUGUUCUUUCUCUUUACAGAGGGAAUGAUCCUGCAGAUAGCGACUAUCACAUCCCCCCAGAGACUCGAACCCUGGAAGAAAUGUUGAAGGUGGAGGCCGAUAAAGAAAGCGAAAGGGUCACGACGUUUUGCAGGGGUAUUGACACGCUUCUUGGUGGCGGGUUGCCGGUGGGCGCUGUUUCGGAGGUUUGUGGAGCACCGGGAGUAGGUAAGACACAAAUGCUUAUGCAACUCGCCGUAAAUUGCUUACUGCCGAGAGAAUUGGGUGGUCUGCAUGGGUCAUGUCUGUUUAUUGAUACGGAGGGAAGUUUUGUGCCGGAACGUUUUCGCGAAAUAGCGCACGCUGCCGUCAUGCAAGUGAAAGAGAUCAUUUUGCGACAGGGGGCUGAGGGGGUUAUUGGUGACACCGUGGUGGCUACGGAUGAAGACGAGCUGACAGUUUCAUUGCCCAUUGAUAGCGGCAGUGGCAGCGGCUCUAUUUCGGCUUUAGUAAGAUCACGCAAGAGGGGUCGAGCUGAAGGAGCGGGCAUCUCAUUGGCUGCACUUGCGGGGUUUUUCACAGUGGACUACGUCCUUCAGCAAACGCAGUAUCUUCGCGUGGUGGACGUGGUUUCCCUCAUGGCGUUGCUGAAUGUGCUUCCCACAUAUCUUGCAUCUCAUUCAGAUGUACGAAUGGUGGUCAUUGACUCCAUUGCGUUUCCUUUUCGCUCCUUUUCCCAACUUGGCGUUUACCAGAUGGGAAACGAAGCCCCAGAGGGCGGUGCUUCUGCAACUGCUGUGACAUCCAAGCAUCUCCUGUGGCAGCGUUCACGCCUUCUUUUUAGAUGCGGACAGUUAUUGCAGCAACACGCUCGGGAGCAAAAUAUAUGCGUUGUUGUAAGCAAUCAGGUGACGAGCCGCACGUUGAGUAGCGAACGUGGUGAAUGCUCUCGGGUUCUCAUACCCGCACUUGGGGAUUCUUGGGCGUAUGGUCUCUCCACGCGUCUUUUGUUGAAACACCGACACAAUGGAAUAAUGGAAAAGGAAACGAAUACUGAGAGAGAGAAGUGUCACGAAAACGUUGUCUUUAUAGCCCCUGCCGUCGAUGGGGGUUUCGAUGUUGGCAGCGCGGUAAAUGCCGUGCAACAUCGUGUGGUAUGCCUUGUGAAGAGCCCUAAUCAAACGCGUGGACAUUGUUGUUUCUCCAUCAGUCAGAAGGGUGUGCGUGACAUUUACCGUGUGUGGCUGUGA